GUGGAUUGCGCUUUGCUUAAUGAGUGAUCGCUCCCUGGAGAUCUAUUUGGGUUUUGUUUUACGCAGAAACCGAACCUAAACUUAAAGAGCUAAACUUGAAGGGAAAGUGUAAAAUGCCUGGUUAACUCAGGGCAGAUGUCAAUGAGGAUCGUAUGCAGUGGCUCCGUAUGGGAAUUAGAUGCCGAGUUAUGAGAGGAGAAGAGAAGGAGGAAGGGGAGGAGGAAAAAAAAAACUUGCUGGCACCGCCUGCCAGAUUCACAGCAGAUCUCAGCAAUUUAUCGCAUCGCCGCAUCUAACCCUAAACUGUCUCUAACUGGUUCAGUCGGACAGGGUGUUUACAUUGAACCUGCGGGGCUGAGUUCUUGCAGAGGGAGUUGCUUCGCUACUGAUGCUGGGGAGAUAGAUCCUUUAUCUCCCAUCUUCUCUUAUCGCCAUCUCUUCUCCUUCCCCCCCUGCGCAACUGAGUCGACACCGGUGGCAUAUUGGACGCGCUGGAUGGCUGCUGGACUUAGCGAACCGGCGUGAAUCUUUCUUUCAUCAUCCUCACCUUCCUCUGAGACUGAAAACAAAAACAACUGCAGCAACAAUGACAGACCAGGUGAACCAGGAGCCCUACCUCGUCCCAGACCCGACUGUUGUGGAGCCCUGCCCGACCACGGUGCGGAACGGCCAGUGCGCCCCUGAUGGCUUCACCAACCACCAUCACCAGCAAGCCAAAACCCCCACCGAGCCUGAGUCCUUCACUAUGGGCCAGGAGAUGAAAAUCACAGAUAGUGUGGAGGGAGAAGGUCUCCUUGAGAGCAGCAUGCGCCUGAAGCCCCACGAGGCUCAGAGCUACAGGAAGAAGGCGCUCUGGGUGUCUUGGGUCUCCAUCGUGGUCACGCUUAUACUGGCUGUGGCAGCUUUCACUGUAUCAUUCAUGAGACACAGCGCAUCAGCUUUUGGAUUUGCCUUCGACGCUACGCUGGAUGUCCUGUCAUCAGUCAUUGUCCUUUGGCGCUACAGCAAUGCAGCAGCUGUGCACUCCGCGCACAGAGAAUACAUAGCAUGUGUCAUCCUUGGGGUUGUGUUUGUUCUCUCCUCCAUGUGCAUCCUGGGAAAGGCCAUCCAUGAUCUGGCUACUAAGAUGCCGCCAGAAGUGGAUGACUUCCUCUUCAGUGUGUCCAUAGUGAGUGGGCUCACAUGUACUGUGCUGGCUGUGGCCAAGUUCAUGCUGGGAAGAGUGCUGACUAGUCGGGCCCUUAUCACUGAUGCGUUUAAUUCUAUGAUUGGGGCCAUUAUGGGAUUUUCCAUCCUGAUAAGUGCGGAAGUCUUCAAGCACCAUGCUGAUGUCUGGUUUCUGGACGGCACCAUUGGCGUGCUGAUCGGACUCAUCAUUUUAGCCUAUGGGGUCAAGCUCCUCAAGGAUAUGGUGCCCCGUGUGAGGCAGACGAGAAACUACGAACGCUUCGAGUGAGAGGUCUGUGUCUUGGCCAGAGGGGCAGGUUCAGAUACACGCCCACACACCUGGGUGCCUCCUGGCCUCUUCUCUCUGUCUUCAUAUGCACUUACGUCCACAUUCCCCUUCCACAUUCACAGAAAUGGUCCACGCUCGUGUUCUCAUACAUACAAUACAUACAUACAUGUGAAUAUACGUAUAUACAUAUAUACACAUAUGCUGUAUAUACUGUACAUAAUACAUUCGUCCCUACAACAUGUGUCACGUACACGCGCACACACACACACACACACACACACACACACACACACACACGUAAUAUAUCUGAGAGACUUGGAGACAAAAAGACAUGAAUGAAGAGCAUCUCCUGGAAAGAAAGCACUUCAGUCAAAGGCUUUGUUCGAUCCUUCCCUUUUUGUCCAUUAAGCACCAGUAUUACUGAUUACAUUCUUGACAGAGUACAUUAACUGCUGCUAAGAUGAGAUCAUUCAUGGCGUCAUUGUUUUUACAUAUCCAAACAGUUAUUAAUUAUUAAAUUAUUAAUUAUUAAAGGGUGUUGCCUGUUACAAAUGAAAAUAUAUUUUCCCUUUUUCAUUAAACCAGGAAGAUAUAAAAUAAAGUUUUUAAUCAGCUUCAUAGUGAUUGAUUUGCUAACAGUUGUCCCUAUGACAACCUUACCAACCAUACCGUCCUAUGAGCAGUCUCUCUACUCGCAGUAGAGAGAGAGAGGAAGUAGGAAGCAGAGAGACUCAGUCAGAGAACAUAUGGGCAGCGCUGAGUCAGCAAACAGUGCUUCUUCUGAAAUGUGAAAAGCCUCAGCGUGUGGCCAGGCCUGAUCUUCAAACCCUACAUGAAUUGAUUAAACCGGAAAGUACAAAAAAUAUUUUCCAUUUAAUGGCUAUAGAAGUAAGUGAACAUUUCUGACAUGAUCCGGUCUAUUUGUCCAACACUGCAUACGCUGCUUUACUGCGAUGUGUCCAAGCACAAAUUCACUAACCUUCCCUCAUAAACUGAUAUUUGUUGCCCGCAGAUUAUCAUAGAGCCUAAUUUUAACAUGAGUAAUAUUAAAACUCUGGGAAUUUUUUUCAGGGUUAAGCCUGUUUGAUCUAAACUGCUGUAUCGGACUUUUUUACUUCACACUUAUUAACAAAUUACAAUUUUACCAAGCAACAGCUAACAACUCAAGAGCAGAAAUAAAAGUUUUAUAAAAGUAAGAUUCAUUUUGCCAUAGUUCUACCACAUUAUUUUCGUGAUAAAAUGUACUGAUUCCAGCUGAGGUAUUUAUUAAUAAUAUUUUAUGUAUCAUUGCUUCUUAAGUCACCUCUUUGACAGCAGAGUUGAAAUGGGGAAAGUCCAAACCUGAGAUGAAUCUAAGCACAAUGAGAAGGAUAAAGCAGUGACACUAUCAUUGCAGAGGACGUGUUUUCUCUGCAUCUGACCGCCUGCUUACUUCCCAUUUGUUCUGACUUGUUUCCAUUAUGAUUCACGAUCACAUGCAAUGAACAGAAUGUAAAUACAAAGCACACAGACUGUAAAUAUGUUCAUUACACUGUUUGGGUGCAUCAGUAACAAAAGUCAUAAAUAGUGCUCUAUGGCCGACAUGGGAGUAGACGGCAUAUAGUUAAAGUACAGACGCAUCCGUGUUGCAUAUAGUUAGAAUGUUUACUCUGUAGUAUGCAUAUACUGUAAAUGUUGUUUUACAUGUUACUGUAGAUUACUGAAAUGAAAUGACAAGUCUUACUGUAAGUUUUUUGCACUGUAAGUUAAAAUCUCCGAUGGGAUGUAGGUGUGAUCUGACCGUCCUCUAUCCAAGGCUCAACUCUGGCCCAAAUGUCACUCAACAGUGUGCUUUUUUCUUUGUGUUUAAAGGAAGUGAUUGCAAAACCAAUUGCAAAGUCUCCUUUUACAGUGUGAAACCGGAGUUACAGCUGCACAUUAUGUGCUGGCACAAAUCACAGUUAUUUUAUGGAACUUGAGAUGCCGGUGGACCUGAAAUCACCCAGAAUAUUCUGAAAAACUGAUAUAAAAAUCCAGUCAUGCUGUGCCACAAAAGGUGUUUGAGCAUGGUGUUUCUUGUAGCUUUGUUCUAUAUUUAAUAUAGUUUUUUAAAACUAUAUAUAUAUUAAACUAUAUGAAAUAUUUUAAAAAUGUUAUUCUAUCUCAAGUGAGCUGGACAAGUAAUUUGUGUGGCCUGUUUUUUUUUUUUAUCCAUGGCGCAAGUGCGCCCCCGUGUGGCUGGCACCGUCAUGACCAUAGUGUUAAUUAAUAUUCGGCUGUCUGGAUCUAAGGGAGAAGGUCUAAAUUUAUCCCCGGCUGAAGAUACUAAGAAAGCCUUGGGCAGUGACUCAGAGGAGACCUACAUCCACUCUACACUGUAAUUAUCGAAUCUGAGUCCAUAUCCUGGACAAGGUGCAAAUUUAUUGGUAUUAUUGUUAUUUCCAUUGUGUGAAGAGUAGCUAUAAACUGAAGGUGUUGAGUCAGCUCACGCCAGUUCAACUCACCAACAGCACACUGAUUUGUAAUGUCCCCCUUCCCCUCUUUAAUGCAUAGAAGACAAUCUUUACAAUGGCUUUUACUCGCAAAGCACAGUGUUUACAUGCUAAACCACCGCUAAAGCACAGAAUAAACUCAUUAUAACUCCACGAAACAAUAUGCUAUUCUGCGGUUCUGUUGCUCAUAUAGUAAACAGUUGUGUCAGAUAAGAUUAUUUUGAUUUUGGCAACAAAAUCCUUGCUACCUCUCUUUUUUGCACUUUGUUUUAUUAAACUAGUCUUGACCCCUCUUUAGUAAUGGAUCACCUUUGAAGGUGUUGCACUCACUGCUGGGUAAGUGCAACAGAAAACCAAAUACGUACAACUGAAAUCCCAUGAUCACCACAUCUGUGGUCGGCUUUAAUUGAUCUAAAAUGUGAUUUCUUUUCCCACGUCCUAUUUUGCCACACCUCUCUAAGAACUGAAGGUUUGUUGAAGGUUUGAACAUGUUUUUCUUGUUAUACGUCGUUGCACAGACCUCUCAUUGAUUGUCUGGCUCUGUAGCUCGUGAACUGUGCCAAAUCAUUGACACCAUUUGUCAAGGCUUUUGAAACGCUUGUACGAUUAAGAUGUGCUGAUGUACUGAUGAGUGGAUUUACCACUAACACCCCCAGGAAAAGGCAUCAAACCAUUCAUCCGACCAAAAUGAUGAUAGCAAUACUAACCACUUCUCUGUUGCUAUAGGCUUUGCAUGGGCUUGUAUAAACCUUACAGUUUCAGUGGUUACACACAGACACGCACACAUGCACAGACAGAAUCGUGUCAACUGAAUUUACAAUAAAUCUGACUAUGUAACAUAAUUCUAAUUUGUCUGUUUGUACAAUAAUGACAUCAGUGGUAUUACGGAUGAAGUAAACACUAUUUAUUUACUGUAUGUGCAACAAUGAGAUGUCUCUUUGUCAAAGAGAAAAGUUUUAUUGAUCAAUAAAGUUUUAUCCUGCUUAACCAUCA
Messenger RNA from Mugil cephalus (flathead mullet), 4920 nucleotides. RefSeq names its product transmembrane protein 163-like. The record is from RefSeq and is a predicted model, not a curated record. Gene Ontology annotation, cellular component: synaptic vesicle membrane. NCBI's taxonomy places the organism in Eukaryota, Metazoa, Chordata, Actinopteri, Mugiliformes, Mugilidae. Gene Ontology annotation, molecular function: zinc ion binding. The transcript is spliced from 8 exons. The coding region runs from base 587 to 1456 and encodes 289 amino acids.